CCCACAAGAUUCAACAACCAUCUAACGAACCUAUAACCGCUUUCUUCCUCCAUCUUAAUUCUUGACCUCUCUCUCUCUCUCUUCAACCUCGCAAGUCAACAACAAUGGCGACUAUCUCACUCUCGUGCGCCGUCUUUCUCGCCGCUCUCAUCCUCUGUUUUCCUCGCUCCUCCGCCGGAGUUCCACUGGAAGAAUUCGAAAGAGCCAUCACGGUGCUCCGAGUCAGAGGCAGAGCUCUCUUCGCGAACGCGAUCAUCACCUCCGAUCUCCUCUUCGAUCUGCUCUCCGUCGAGUCCCUCACGCUCUUCGUCCCCACCGACUCCAUGCUCUUCGACCUCGACAUGACUCACUCUUCCUACUUCUACGUCUCCACCCUCCGCCUUCACUCCGUCCCACUCCGCCUACCUUUCUCCGAUCUCAGAUCCCUCCCGAACGCCACCUCUCUCCCGACGCUUCUCCCCUCUCACCACAUCCGGCUCACUACCUCCGACGAAUCCAUUUUUCUCGACGGUGUUCCCGUCCUCCUCCCUGAUUUGUUCUACGGCGAACAUCUCGCCGUGCACGGCCUCGCCGGUCUUAUUUCCCUCGCGACGUCUUCGUCUCCCGAACUCUCCGUCCAUCUGCCUCCUCCCGUCGUCGUCGAUUCGCCGGCAGAGUCACCGUACUAUUCAAGAUUCUCACCGGCGCCGCAGCCUUACGACUACUUUCUCGGUCUUUCGUCGGCGGAAGCGACGAGGGUUGAAGACGUCUCACCGUCGCCGUGGAGAGAUGGCAUGAUCGUAGGGGAUGAAGGAGGUCCGUUAGAUUGGUGGAGUAACCACUUUUGAUAGACACGUGUCGUCAUCUAUGCAAAGCGGGAGAUUUAACUGUAAACGGUUUCUUGCUAAAAGACCAAAAGGUCCCUUCUUUUUUGCUGAUUGAUAAAAAUUUGUAACAGCCUAGAUUCUGAAAUUACAUUCAUACAACACAA
Molecule: messenger RNA, 970 nt
Organism: Raphanus sativus (radish)
Lineage: Eukaryota; Viridiplantae; Streptophyta; Magnoliopsida; Brassicales; Brassicaceae
Product: fasciclin-like arabinogalactan protein 19
Exons: 1
Coding region: 105-827 (240 amino acids)
Source: RefSeq, a predicted model, not a curated record